ACCGACCCGGAAGGGUGGGUGCUCCCGGCUGGAUGGCGGGAACGUUUUAUUGGGGAGCGGCUGACAGAAAGAAAUUUGGAUCUCCAGUUCAGCUUUAGAGAAUGGCAUCCAUUUCAGCUCUAACCGAGGAACUGGAUUCUGUAACCAAUGAGCUACAUGCAGUAGAUAUUCAAAUUCAAGAACUUAUGGAAAAGCAACAAGAGCUUAUUCAGAAAAAAACAGUCCUAACAAAAAAAAUAAAGCAAUGUUUAGAGGAUUCUGAUGCUGAGGCAAGCAAUGAAUGUGAUUCUUCACCUGUUGCUUGGAAUAAAGAAGAUUUUCCAUGGUCUAGUAAAGUUAAAGAUGUUCUGCAAAAUGUCUUUAAACUGCAGAAGUUUAGACCUCUUCAGCUUGAAACUAUUAAUGUAUCAAUGGCUGGAAAGGAGGUAUUUCUUGUUAUGCCUACAGGAGGUGGAAAGAGCUUAUGCUACCAGCUACCAGCAUUAUGUUCUGAUGGUUUUACACUCGUGAUUUGUCCAUUGGUCUCUCUUAUGGAAGACCAAUUAAUGGUUUUAAAACAAUUAGGAAUUUCAGCUACCACGUUAAAUGCUUCUAGUUCAAAGGAGCAUGUAAAAUGGGUUCAUACUGAAAUGGUAAAUAAAAACUCUCAGUUAAAGCUAAUUUAUGUGACUCCAGAGAAAAUUGCAAAAAGCAAAAUGUUUAUGUCAAGACUAGAGAAAGCCUAUGAAGCAAGGAGAUUUACUCGAAUUGCUGUGGAUGAAGUUCACUGCUGUAGUCAGUGGGGACAUGAUUUCAGACCUGAUUAUAAAGCACUUGGUAUCCUAAAGCGGCAGUUCCCUAACACAUCUCUAAUUGGGCUGACUGCAACUGCAACAAAUCAUGUUUUGAAGGAUGCUCAGAAAAUUUUGUGUGUUGAAAAGUGUUUUACCUUUACAGCUUCAUUUAAUCGGCCAAACCUUUAUUAUGAGGUUCGGCAGAAGCCCUCAAACACUGAAGAUUUUAUUGAGGAUAUUGUAAAGCUCAUCAAUGGGAGAUACAAAGGGCAAUCAGGAAUCAUAUAUUGUUUUUCUCAGAAAGACUCUGAACAAGUUACGGUUAGUUUACAGAAUUUGGGAAUUCAUGCAGGUGCUUACCAUGCCAAUAUGGAAUCAGAAGAUAAGACCAAGGUUCAUAGAAGAUGGUCAGCCAAUGAAAUUCAGGUAAUAGUGGCAACGGUUGCAUUUGGAAUGGGAAUUGAUAAGCCAGAUGUGAGGUUUGUUAUUCAUCAUUCAAUGAGCAAAUCUAUGGAAAAUUAUUAUCAAGAGAGUGGACGUGCAGGUCGAGAUGACAUGAAAGCAGAGUGUAUUUUGUAUUAUGGUUUUGGAGAUAUAUUCAGAAUAAGUUCAAUGGUGGUCAUGGAAAAUGUAGGACAGCAGAAGCUUUAUGAGAUGGUGUCAUACUGUCAAAACAUAAGCAAAUGUCGCCGUGUAUUGAUAGCUCAACAUUUUGAUGAAGUAUGGAACUCAGAAGCAUGUGACAAAAUGUGUGACAACUGCUGUAAAGACAUUUCAUUGGAAAGAAAGAAUGUAACAGAGUUCUGCAGAGAUCUAAUCAAGAUCCUGAAGCAGGCAGAGGAACUGAAUGAAAAACUCACUCCAUUGAAACUGAUUGAUUCUUGGAUGGGAAAGGGUGCAGCAAAACUGAGAGUGCCAGGUGUUGUUCCUCCCAUACUUCCUCGUGAAGACCUGGAGAAAAUGAUUGCACACUUUCUUCUGCAGCAGUAUCUGAAAGAAGACUACAGUUUUACAGCUUAUGCUACCAUUUCGUAUUUGAAAAUAGGACCUAAAGCUAAUCUUCUGAACAGUGAGGGACAUGUUAUUACUAUGCAAGUAGAGAAGCCCAUGAAGAGCUGUUUCAGGGUUGAAUCAUCUCAAACUUGCCAUUCUGAACAAGCUGAUAAAAAGGAAGAAAAAAACUCAGGUAACUUCCGGAAGAAAUCUGCAAACAUGCUUCAGCAAUCUGGUUCUAAAAUUACAGAGGCCAAGAAAAGAAAAAUUGAUGAUGCCUGAGAUAAGCGUUAGUACAUUUUCCAAGAAAAGAACAGUUUAUGCAUGUAUACGCCAUUAUUUUUGUAGUUGCAUGUAUACACCAUUAUUU
This is a messenger RNA of Cynocephalus volans (Philippine flying lemur), 2136 nucleotides long. It is a transcript of the gene RECQL, whose product is annotated as RecQ like helicase. The transcript has 15 exons. NCBI's taxonomy places the organism in Eukaryota, Metazoa, Chordata, Mammalia, Dermoptera, Cynocephalidae. Gene Ontology annotation, molecular function: four-way junction helicase activity; nucleic acid binding; ATP binding. Gene Ontology annotation, cellular component: chromosome; cytoplasm. The record is from RefSeq and is a predicted model, not a curated record. The coding region runs from base 102 to 2048 and encodes 648 amino acids. Gene Ontology annotation, biological process: double-strand break repair via homologous recombination.